Molecule: messenger RNA, 704 nt
Organism: Camellia sinensis
Lineage: Eukaryota; Viridiplantae; Streptophyta; Magnoliopsida; Ericales; Theaceae
Source: RefSeq, a predicted model, not a curated record
UCUAAAUCGAUCUAGGGCUCAAGGUAAGUGUUUUCUGACUUGGAUUCGCUAAGUUCAUGGUUAAAACAACGAUUUGGAGUAUAUUUACGUUGAGUUUUGUUUGUAGGCAUCAGAUUGGAGUCUAGGACCAAAAGAAUGUAUACUACUGCUUGGAUGGCGCCCUAAUGUUGCAGAAAUGAUUGAAGAAUAUGAUAAUUAUCUUGGACCUGGUAGUGUAUUGGAAAUAUUGUCAGAUGUGCCAAUGGAUGACAGAAACAGGGCAAGCAGCCUUGCUGGUCAAGGCAAGCUCAAGAAUGUCCGGGUUUCCCAUAAGGUACUGUUUCAUCAAUAUGAUUGGGAACCCCAUGGACUAUGAUGUCUUAAAGGAAACCAUUAGUAAUAUUCAAAAAUCUUUGAAGAAUGAAGAUAUUCCCUUGUCAAUCGCUGUAAUAUCUGAUAGAGAAUGGCUGUUUGGAGAUCCAUCCAGGGCAGACAAACAUUCCGCAUAUUCCCUUCUACUUGCUGAAAAUAUUUGCAACAAACUUGGAGUGAAGCCAAUGAGUAUGGUGUUACCUAGUGUGGUUGGAUUCAAGUUGUCUGGAAAACUAAACAAUGGUGUCACAGCUACUGAUUUGGUUUUAACUGUGACCCAAAUGCUAAGGAAGCAUGGUGUUGUUGGCAAAUUUGUUGAGUUCUAUGGAGAAGGCGUGGGUAAAAUAUCAUAA